AUGGCUCUUGUUCGUGGUGCGCGCUCGCCCGGUGCGGAGAGCCGGGAGCGUGAGGAGACAGUGGAGGGGAGAAUCAGAGAGGACGACAACGAGCGUCAACAGGAGCUGGACGAAUUGAUGGCAGACCAGGACUCGUUCGAGCUAUCGGAACCACCUCUAUCGACUUUUGAACGCCUCUUUACCACGCAUGUCCCGAUCCUCGAAUCUCUGUUACUGCAGACGCCGACCGAUGCCAUACUCAAACUAUCCCACACCUCCCGUCACCUACGAUCCUUCCUCCGCUCAUACCCAACAGCAUGGAAACAUUUAUCAUUCCGCUUGCUAUACCCCUCUGGCACCCCGUCGCCGCUGCGGAUCAUUCUACCGGGGACGACAGAACCUAGGGUACCGCGACAGUCUCGACCAUAUGCUCUCGAUCAGCUGUUGAUGAAUGUGGUGGUACCGUUCAGCCCGUGUUUGAAGAGCCUGGAGCUGGAUAACACGGCUGUCUCUGGACAAUUUCUCAUAUCUACCGUUCUGCACUCGCGGCGGGAAACGCUGGAACAUCUCUCUGUUCGCGGAUGCAAGAAUGUCUCUCUGAAAUACCAUAUCAUCCCCUAUCUGAUGAUGUACGGGUUGCAAUACGAUGUCAGCUUGGAGCGAAAUAUCGGUAGCUCACCGGCCACGAAACAUCUCGCGCUGAAGAGUCUUUACACCUACAGAUGCCGACACCAUCGUCGACGGCCGUAUCUUUCCUCUUCUCUCACGCGGAAAGAUUCGGACUCGGAACCGACUCAUGAACUUGUCAACCUCUGCCAUAAACUUGGCAUCUGGACAGACACUGCAUGGUGCUCCACUCCAGCCGGAAGAUGUUUCCGAAGAAGAGGCUAUGUAACCAUGCGCUCCCCACAGGGUUCUCCGGAAGUAUGGGUGGUGUUUGAUCGACUCUGGAGGUCAAAGAACUGGAUUGGACCGAUUGAUUCGGCUAGUACUCGUCCUGUGCAGAAAGAUGGUAAAUUGUGGGAGCAUGAUGAAACUGGGUGUUACGGCGAAGCACUUGGAACCGGGGAGAAGAGAGAUUUGGGGGAGGGCAAGUCAACGCCGGCGCAUUUGCGUCAAAGCCACCGUCGGUUUGUUGAGAAUAUCCGCUGCGACAGUUGCUGCGAAGAGAUUGGUGAGAGGUGUGAACAAUGCAGUAUCCUCAUGCAUUGCGUCGGGUGCCGAAAGACACUCUGCGCUAGCUGCGCCUACGAACGACCUUAUCUCCACUCUCCACCACCCAAGUCCUCGGUAACGGGAGAAUCAGCAGGGCCCUUCUGGUGGGCUCCGGGUGCAGCCACCUCUCCCUGUUUGAUGCAUGAUCCUACAGCCGAAGACAUCCAGGAUGAUACCGCAGUGCAGCCGCCCAAUACCCCUACCUACCCCGCGCUGAGCUUUCACUGGUGCUGCAUCGAGCCCAUAUUCUCUGGUGGCGGUGGCAUUAGCAUUGGUACACCUAAUCGCGAUGUUGACCAAGUUCGUGCCGCACCUCUUCCACGUGGCCAAGGAUGGGAAGAUCUCGAAUACUCGGCCCAAGAGUGGAGCAAAUCGUUUCCCAAGUAUGCCUAUGGCGACCCUCGGAAGCCAGACUACACCCUUGAAACCGGGCAUAUUGCCAUGAUGAAAUGGUUGCUGGGUCCACCUGACCGCCAGCCUUCUGCGUGUCCUCGGAAUCUGUGCAAAGACUGCUACGACACGCCUCAGUGGAAGGUACACUGCAAGCGCUGCUCCAAGCCGCUUUGCAUUGAGCAUGAUUUGCGUGGACUCCGUCUACGGAUCUGCGGGUAUCGCGACCUCAACCUGGAGAAGCUGGCGAUUCAGAACCAAGUCGUUGCAGCCGCGGCCGCACGAUCGGCUAUAGCAGGCGAGGCCGACGAUACAUCCUCAGCGGCCUAUCAAAAUGCGGCAGCUUCUGGCUUUGACCUUCCGUAUAGAACCCACAGACUGAUUGACUCCACAACGAGCAGUUUCACUGAAGAUCAUGGCGACGCUCAUCCCCUCGGAAGCCCAAGCGCCGGCCCAUCUCACCCUCCGCGCCGUCGCUCGCGCAGUAUCUCAGUGUCAAAUUCCAACCAAUCUCGCUCCCGCUCCCCAUCUUUCUACUCAGACUCGCCUCUUGAACACCAGGUCGCAAAGUGGCAAGGCUGCCAAUCGUUCUUUUGUCCCACAUAUCGCGAGAUUGGAGACCAACGAGAACGCUGCGCCACCGUCCUCCGCAAAUGCUUUAGCUGCUCCGUCUACGUCUGCCAGGAAUGCGUGACUGCACAUCCGCCCUGCAAAUGCUCAUACUGCGAAAUGAACUACCUCUGCCCGAACUGCGCAAAGCUGCGUGAUCGGGACGGAACCUGCCGCCGUGCGGUGGAAGAAAGAGCGCUACACGAGGAGAAGAUGAACCGGGACCUGCAGAUGUUGCAACGGAUGCUGGAGACAAAGUUCGCUAAUGAAGUUGCAGAGUUUGCAGGGCAAUUUUUCGACACCGUUGAACAGUCUAGUCCAAACGCGACUCAUCUUGAGGAAGCCGCCGAGUUUGAGCCCGAGCCUCAGUCUCAGACGCCUCAACCCUCUGCCUCGGCCCAGCAGAACGAUGUCAACGAGAGGCUACCUCAUCCAUAA
Messenger RNA from Aspergillus calidoustus, 2631 nucleotides. NCBI's taxonomy places the organism in Eukaryota, Fungi, Ascomycota, Eurotiomycetes, Eurotiales, Aspergillaceae. The record is from the annotation of a GenBank genome assembly.